AGUUUCCACCGCACCGCCAUCUUGCUUUCAAUGCAAAACCACGGUAACUUGUAUUCCCUAUCUUCUGAAAUGUGAUGGAAUGAAUGACUGUGGAGAUCUUUCGGAUGAAAAAAAUUGCUCGUGUGAACCUUUGACAUCAAUGUUUGUGUGCGCUAAUGGGAGAUGUAUUCCAAAGUCGUGGGUUUGUGACAAAGAAGACGACUGUUAUGAUGGUUCUGACGAACGGAAUUGCACAAUUCCUUGUAAGUCAUAUGCGAAUAAGACUCGCUACCAAUUACCGUUGUCAAUGCAAGGGUGGCGCCAGAAGGGGGGAAGGGGGGGGGGAAGACAAUGUUUUGUAAGCAGUAUGUUUUGUAGUGGUGUUAAACAGGCUGUUGAAGACAAUUGUAUCCUCAAAAUGAUGCAAAUACUGUCAACAGAUACCAUUGGGAAUACCGAAAAUUCAAAACAUUUUUGGAGGGAGCAUUCUCCCCCCCCCCUCCCCCUCCGAGAAAGGUUUUGCCUGUACGAACGUAGCCCCCUGUCGGGGACCUUUUCCCUCCACCACUAGUUCAAUGGGUGGAGCGGCGACCGGCGGUCCAGAAACCUAAAGACGUCCACUCGAAACAACGAAUUUUUCGUUGUUCUCUGCAGUGAAUAAUAUGAAACUAGUUUUUCAUAUCUCUCAGGAUGAUUCCAGGGUUUAUUUUAACGUGCAGUUCUACACAAAAUGUGCUGUUUUAAACCCAUUUGCGCAGUUCUUAAAACACAAAUGUGCAGUCACCAAACUAACAAAAAUAGCCUUAAUUAAAACAGUCCUCACAUUUACUCGUUACCCUAGUGGAUGCUCCAGAAAAUUCCAGAAAUGCUGUCAUUAAACGAGCAUCAAUUACAAACUAAUAUAAACGUUUUCUGAGGGAGGACUCCAGACCCUCCUAUUUUCCUCACAAAUCACUUACGUGCUCGGGUAAUGGAAAAUAACCUAAAAUUGGGGCAAGCGAACACCCCCUAGCUCCCGCACCCAAAAUCGAGUUUGUCUGGCCUUUCUCCAAUUCUCCCACCCAACCACACCAUUAUUCUGUCACCUAUAUGCAGGUAAAAAUCCUUCGCCCCCCUCCCAGUCAAACACCCGUUGCCUUCGUAACAUCCCUAUAUAUGUGCAGUUCUAAAUUUUUCUUAAAAUAAACCCUGGAUGAUUCUGAAAUACUAACGAAUGUGUACAUCAAGCAUUGAGUUCCAGGUAGCGAUGAACAAUAUAUUAUGUACGAGCCUAAUAGAAGGAUUUAAAUUACUGAGAAAAAACCUUGCUCUUGCUCUUGGAAGUUCAUAAAGCCUUCGAAAAUCUUUUCAAAAUUCAUCUUCUGCAUUUUCUCCUACAGCUUCUUGAAGAGAAUAUCUUGAUUUUUUUAGACGAUCCCUGCGCGAAAAACGUAUGUGACCAUUCUUGUGAAGUGAUCAGAAAUAGAAAUGGAACUUCAACUGGAAAAUGUCGUUGUCGAAGUGGUUAUUAUUUACGAACUGAUGGCAAAACAUGUGUUGGUUAGUAGAGAAAGCAUUUUAUAAAAUGGCCUUUUAAAAACACGGGGGCUGAUUGGUCAGG
This is a messenger RNA of Paramuricea clavata, 1579 nucleotides long. The record is from the annotation of a GenBank genome assembly. Lineage: Eukaryota; Metazoa; Cnidaria; Anthozoa; Malacalcyonacea; Plexauridae.